Meloidogyne enterolobii is the source of this 696-nucleotide messenger RNA. NCBI's taxonomy places the organism in Eukaryota, Metazoa, Nematoda, Chromadorea, Rhabditida, Meloidogynidae. The record is from the annotation of a GenBank genome assembly.
AUGGAAGCUUUAAUACCGGAUAAUAAAUGGUCAAAAAUAAGACAUUCUAGGCAAAAAAGAAUUCUUUGUACUUUUUUAAAUAAUGAAAAUAUUAAAAAUAAAAUAAUUGUUGAUAAUUGUGAAAAUGAAAAAGAAUUGGAAGAAGAAUUUAAUUUAAAAGUUGUUGAAUGGAAAUUAAUUGAAAAUCAAAUGGAAAUAGUAAAAGAACAAGAAAUUCCACAAGAAUAUUGUUACAAAUACAACAAUAAUUCUCUAAUUGAUUUUCAUUUAUUACAAAAACUUCCAUAUGAACAAACAGAAAAUAAUGAAAAACAAGAAGAAUUAUUUACAAAUAAAUUAUUAGAAUUAAUUGAAGAAUUAGAAGAUUCUUCAUCAAAAGAAAAUGAGGAAAUGGCCAUAAAAAUAAUUUUAAAAGAAAUAAAUGAAUGGGCUAAAGAAUUUAAUUGUUUAUUAAAUAAAGAAUUUAUUUUGGGAGGUUCUCAUUUAUUGGGAGGGAAAAUAAAUAAAUCAGACAUUGAUUCUAUUUUGAUUAUUCAUGAGGAAAUUGGAGAUGAAAAUAAUAAUUUAAUUAAAUGUCCAAUAACUUCUUUUGAGUUUUUUGGGCCAGAAUUUGUUGAUUGCCAAAAUUUGGAAAAUGGAUGUGGUCAUUUAAAUAAAUCUCUUUAUUGCAGAUUUUGUGGAUAUUCUGAUGUAUAA